CAUCCCCCCCCUGCGCACCCCUCCAUCCCCCCCCUGCGCACCCCUCCAUUCCCCCCCUGCGCCCCCCUCCGCCCGCCCCAGCACCGUUCCUGCGCGGCUAUGGCGGGGCGGCCGCGCUUCCUCUGCGGCGUGGUGGAAGGUUUCUAUGGGAGACCAUGGUCUAUGGAACAGAGGAAACUUCUCUUUCAAUGGCUGAACCGCAGCGGGCUGAACUGCUACAUGUACGCGCCCAAGGAUGAGCUGAAGCACCGGCUGCUCUGGCGAGAGCCCUACACAGAGCAUGAGGCAGUCCACAUACGAUCUCUCAUCGAAGCUGCCCAAGAGCAGAGUGUGGAGUUUGUUUUUGCCAUUUCUGCUGGCCAGGACAUGGUGUUUUCAAGUGCUGGGGAUCGUCUCCUGCUGCAGCAAAAACUCAGGCAGGUGGCUGCCAUGGGAUGCCACUCCUUCGCGCUGCUUUUCGAUGACAUCGACCCCUGCAUGUGCCAAGCUGACAGAGACGUCUUCACCUCCCUGGCGCAGGCUCAGGCCUCUGUGGCCAAUGAGGUGUACCGGGAGCUUGGGCAACCAUCCGUCUUCCUCUUCUGCCCUACAGAAUACUGCAGCUCUCUGUGCUCUCCCAGCCCCAGCCAGUCCUGCUACUUGUUGACCAUCGGCCAGGAGCUGCUCCCAGAGAUCAGUGUCAUCUGGACGGGACCAAAGGUGGUGUCACAGGAGCUCUCGGCCGCACUGCUGGAGGAGGUGGAGGGUGUCCUGCGGCGCCGCCCCAUCAUCUGGGACAACCUGUAUGCCAACGACUAUGACUGCAGACGCGUCUUCCUGGGCCCCUACACGGGACGUGCCCCUGGCCUCAUGCCCAGGCUCCAUGGACUGCUCCUCAACCCCAACUGCGAGCUCCAGGCCAACUUCAUCCCCAUACACACAUUGGGCAGCUGGUUUCAAAGCGAGCUAGGGAGCUGUGCCCACCCUGAUCUUGCAGGGAUGGAGACUGCGACAGCCCUGGGGGACAGCCAAGGCCCACAGGAGAGGAGCUACAGCCCCCAGGAGGCCUUGGAGCUGGCACUGCAUGCCUGGGUGGUGGAGAUAAACCGGCAGGCCUUGGAGCAAGGAGGAAGGACCCCGGGACACCCCUGUGUCAGCCUCAAGGGAGGAACGAGGAUACAGCCCAGCAGAGCAGGAGGACAGAAGGUCAUGGCCGACCCCCAGCCCCACGACUCUGUUCCCAGCGGGGCAGACCAGCGUGGCCCUGAGCCCUGCCACAUGGCACCAGGGGAGGGAAGGAGGAAGGUGACCUCGCAGCCCAAGAAGGACAAUGGGAGCAGGUCCCCUGAUGGCAGUCGGCAAAGCCCCACGGGGGACGGGGACCAGCUCACCACGAGGGUCAGAGCAAGCUGCGAGCCUUCCUCUGCUCUGCCCAGCACAGCUGGGAGUGCUCAGUCUGCAGGAACCCCAGGGGCUACCGAGACCCUCCACGGCCCGGGCCCUGCCACAUGCUGCAGCAAUGGGGCCAACACCAGCCAGAACCUUCCUCUACCCACCAAUGAUGACAGGACAGGAGGUGGCAGCCCCUGCCAGCCCCCCAGUAGUACCCAGCCUGAAGCCAGCAGAGCUGACGUACCCCAGACACCCCCAGGGCAUGGGGCUGGUGCCAGCCCUGGCCCCCCAGCACCGCUCACUAAUGGAGCUGGCGCCAGCCCUGGCCCCAUGGCACCACUGACCUCAGAGGAGGCUGUGUCCUGCCCCAUGGCCCUGCUGACCCUGGAGGAGGCUGGGUCUGGCCCUGUGGUACCACUGACCCCAGAGGAGGCCAGGACCAGCCCCACAGGACCGGUGAUCCCAGAGGAUGCCAGGACCAGCCCCACAGGACCGGUGAUCCCAGAGGAGGCCAGGACCAGCCCCACAGGACCGGUGAUCCCAGAGGAGGCCAGGACCAGCCCCACAGGACCAGUGAUCCCAGAGGAUGCCAGGACCAGCCCCACAGGACCGGUGAUCCCAGAGGAGGCCAGGACCAGCCCCACAGCACCAGUGACCCCAGAAGAGGCUGGGUCUGUCCCUAUGGCGCUGCUGACACUGGAGGAGGCCAGGUCCAGCCCCAUGGCACCACUGACCCCAGAGGAGGCCAGGUCCAGCCCCAUGGCACCGCUGACGCUGGGGGAGGUGCAGAUGCUGGUGGAGCUCUUCUACCUGCCCUACCAUCAUGGGCCACUGGCGCAGCAUCUCCUGGAGCACUUUCGGUGGCUCUGGGCAAACAGCCUCAGCGUGGGGGUGCCAGCCACGGCACCCGAUGGCUGUGGGGGCAUGCAGUGGCGUGGCCGAGCCCAAACCUUCCAGCUGCUCUGCGCUCAGACAUGCCGCCUGCACAGCCGCUUUGUCAGCAGCGCCGGACGAGCGCUGCUCUAUGACCUCCACCCCUACCUCUGGGACAUCCGCAACAUGCUGCUGGCUGCCAGUGCCUUCGUCCUCUGGCUGGAUGGCCAUCUCCUCUGUGACCCUGACCCCAAGGGCACCUGGGGAAGCUGCUUUGGCUGGUGCCAGAGCACCACUGCCCCGAUCCUGCUGGGGGGGGACGCUGAGCCCUGGACACGCCGUGGGGGCCUCUUUGGAGAGCUGCAGGCGCUGCUGCCCGUGGGGAACAGCUGUGACCUUUUCUACCACCCGCCUCCACUCUUCCCGUCCAGCCAACUGUACCUCCUGCGGCCGCUGCUGCCCCUGGACAAGGGAGAGCUUUAUCGAAUGUGCCGGGAGAGUUUGGACUGUGACCCCAAAGUCGCAGAGAUCCUCGCAGCCCACCCUGAUCUCCUUGGGGACAGGCUGCUGGGCAGCUUCCUGAGCCUGAGCCCCGAGUACACGUUUGUGCUGGAGGAUGAGGGUGGUCUGUGCGGCUACGCAGCUGGAGCGCUCUGCGCUGAAGGCUUCCUGCAACAGCGAAACAGCAGCUGGCUGCCAGCCGUACGGCACAAGUACCCCCGAGACCUGGGUGCAGGUGCCCCAGCUCUGGGACAGGAUGCCCUGGAGGAAGCACUGCUCUUCUUCCACGCAGAGCCGCCGGCUGUGCCCCUGCCUGUGCUGCAGCACUUCCCCUCCCUGGUGCAGCUGGGCACGGUCCCCCGCGUGCUGGAUGUGGGGGCCAGCCGCAGCCUGGCUAUCUGCCUGCUGAGUGCACUCAGGGCCAACGGUGAGCACGACCUCCCUGUGCUGGGGGGGACUGAGGCCCCCUUGAUCUGGCACAGCUCUGUCCCAACUGCCCACCCCAGAGCUGGGAGCCGGCCCCACCUGCACCCCACCUCUCAGCACAGGGCUGGAGUACCCCUCAGUGGGGCUCCCCAUCUCCUCUCUGAUGCAGUCUGGCCCCAGCUCCCAGACACUGUGCCCUCCCCUGGCACCAGGGAACACAUGAACCUGUGCCUCUGGGAAUCAUGCAGGCACCCGGUGCCAAAGGACAGUGGAGAGGCUGACACCCUUGUGGAGGGGGUCUCAGCCCCACUGCUGGGUUCCUGGUGCCAGGGGCCUGACUUCUCCCAUUCCUUGCAGGGUCACGGGGAGUGUUUUGCCAGGUCGGUGCUGCUGACCAGCAGCAGCUGAACUUCUACAGCAAGCUGGGCUUUGUCGCCCUGCCAGUGGCCUGGGGCAGCUCUCCUGGCGCUCAACUCCUGGGACGUCUCCUCUGAGCACGCUGUGUUGGGUGUGGGCACGGGGAGGCAGUGCCACAGGACAGGCUAACCCCCCCAUCCCGCCCAGCAUCGGCCUGAGGGAGCAGGAGCAGAGGGACACCUUGAGCAGGGAAGGUACAGGUGAUGGGAGACCUGGAGGUGAGCAGGCUGUCACUGGGAUGUGUGCAGGGGACUAGGCUGUGAGAGUCCUUGGGCGACAGAGAGGUAUUUCUGCCAUAUCAGGAGAUUUGGGCAUCAGGGCCCCUCCACUCCUUCCCCAACUGUUCCUGCUUGCUGAGUACCCUCCACCUUUGCUGGGGAGCCAGCAACAUCCCCCGGCUGUCUGCAGAUCACCAGGCCUGGCGGGAGCCACCUGGGCAGUAUUUAGAGCGGUGAUCUCGGAGCAUGGCACAGUGCAUUAGGGUUAAGGAAGUGUCCCUGUCCUACAGGGCUGUCCAGCUCUCUCCAUCCUGUGUGGCCCUGGGCUGGGCAGCUGGUGCCAGGACUGGCUCUUGGCACCAAGGACCUGCUUGACUGUAUAGACCGAUCCGGUAUGGGACACAGUGGGGCAGCCUCCACCUCUGCUGCCCAGGGGCUGAGAGAAGUGCUGUCCUUGGCAAUAAAGCAUUUGCUGGGCUCUCA
Messenger RNA from Tyto alba (common barn owl), 4289 nucleotides. RefSeq names its product protein O-GlcNAcase-like. Gene Ontology annotation, molecular function: beta-N-acetylglucosaminidase activity. NCBI's taxonomy places the organism in Eukaryota, Metazoa, Chordata, Aves, Strigiformes, Tytonidae. The record is from RefSeq and is a predicted model, not a curated record. Gene Ontology annotation, biological process: glycoprotein metabolic process. The transcript is spliced from 16 exons. The coding region runs from base 100 to 3579 and encodes 1159 amino acids.